Messenger RNA from Dipodomys ordii (Ord's kangaroo rat), 5682 nucleotides. RefSeq names its product thrombospondin 1 (gene Thbs1). The transcript is spliced from 21 exons. The record is from RefSeq and is a predicted model, not a curated record. Gene Ontology annotation, biological process: cell adhesion; negative regulation of angiogenesis. Gene Ontology annotation, molecular function: protein binding; calcium ion binding. NCBI's taxonomy places the organism in Eukaryota, Metazoa, Chordata, Mammalia, Rodentia, Heteromyidae. Gene Ontology annotation, cellular component: extracellular region. Bases 78 to 3599 code for a protein of 1173 amino acids.
GCCCCGCGCCCCGCGCCCAACUUGGUGCCACCCUCCGUCCAGGCUUCCCCCCUCGGACCCCGGGCUCCGGAGCUGCCAUGGGCCCGGCCUGGGGACUGUGCCUCCUGCUCCUGUGCCCCGUGUGCGUGUGCGCCGCCAACCGCAUUCCAGAGGCUGGCGGAGACGGCAGCGUGUUCGACGUGCUGGAGCUGGCCGGGGCCGCCCGCAGGGGCUCCGGGCGGCGGCUGGUGAAGGGUCCCGACCCGUCCAGCCCGGCUUUCCGCAUCGAGAACGCCGACCUGAUCCCCCCGAUGCCCGAUGACAAAUUCCAAGACCUGGUGGACGCCGUGCGCGCCGAGAAGGGCUUCCUCCUGCUGGCCUCCCUGCGGCAGAUGAAGCGGACCCGCGGCGCGCUGCUGGCCGUGGAGCGCAAGGACCGGUCGGGCCCCGUGUUCGCCGUGGUGUCCAACGGCAAGGCGGGCACGCUGGACCUGAGCCUGGACGCGCAGGGCCGGCAGCAGGUGGUGUCGGUGGAGGAGGCCUUCCUGGCCACCGGCCAGUGGAGGAGCAUCACCCUGUUCGUGCAGGAGGACAGAGCCCAGCUCUACAUCGACUGCGAGAAGAUGGAGAGCGUCGAGCUGGACGUCCCCAUCCAGAGCAUCUUCACCCGGGACCUGGCCAGCACCGCCCGGCUCCGCGUUGCCAAGGGGGACGUCAACGACAACUUCCAGGGGGUGCUGCAGAAUGUGAGGUUUGUCUUUGGAACCACCCCAGAAGAUGUCCUCAGGAACAAAGGCUGCUCCAGCUCCACUGCCAAUGUCCUGCUCACCCUGGACAACAAUGUGGUGAAUGGGUCCAGCCCGGCCAUCCGCACCAACUACAUUGGCCACAAGACCAAGGACCUGCAAGCCAUCUGCGGCAUCUCGUGUGAUGAGCUGUCCAGCAUGGUCCUGGAGCUCCGGAGCCUGCGCACCAUUGUGACCACUCUGCAGGACAGCAUCCGCAAAGUGACGGAAGAGAACAAGGAGCUGGCCAAUGAGCUGCGGAGGCCCCACUUCUGCUACCACAAUGGGGUCCAGUACAGGAAUAAUGAGGAGUGGACGGUGGAUGGCUGUACCGAGUGCCACUGCCAGAAUUCAGUGACUAUCUGCAAGAAGGUGUCCUGCCCCAUCAUGCCCUGCUCCAACGCCACAGUUCCUGAUGGAGAGUGCUGCCCACGGUGUUGGCCCAGCGACUCGGCGGACGACGGCUGGUCUCCGUGGUCCGAGUGGACGUCCUGCUCGGCGACGUGCGGCAAUGGCGUCCAGCAGCGCGGCCGCUCCUGUGACAGCCUCAACAACCGCUGCGAGGGCUCCUCGGUCCAGACGCGGACCUGCCACAUUCAGGAGUGUGACAAGCGAUUCAAACAGGAUGGCGGCUGGAGCCACUGGUCCCCCUGGUCGUCUUGCUCCGUGACAUGUGGUGAUGGCGUCAUCACAAGGAUCCGUCUCUGCAACUCCCCCAGCCCGCAGAUGAACGGGAAGCCGUGCGAGGGCGAGGCGCGGGAGACCACAGCGUGCAGGAAAGCCGCCUGUCCCAUCAAUGGAGGCUGGGGUCCCUGGUCGCUGUGGGACAUCUGCUCCGUCACCUGUGGGGGAGGGGUGCAGAAACGCAGCCGCCUCUGCAACAACCCCACGCCCCAGUUCGGAGGCAAAGACUGCAUUGGCGACGUGACAGAAAGCCAGGUCUGCAACAAGCAGGACUGUCCCAUAGAUGGAUGCCUGUCCAACCCUUGCUUUGCCGGUGCCAAAUGCACCAGCCAUCCCGACGGCAGCUGGAAGUGUGGCGCCUGCCCGGCCGGCUACACUGGGAACGGCAUCCAGUGCAGUGACGUGGAUGAGUGCAAAGAAGUGCCCGACGCCUGCUUCAACCACAACGGAGAGCACCGGUGUAAGAACACAGACCCCGGCUACAACUGCCUGCCCUGCCCGCCGCGCUUCACGGGCUCUCAGCCCUUCGGCAGGGGCAUCGAACACGCCAUGGCCAACAAACAGGUGUGCAGUCCCCGCAACCCCUGCAAAGACGGGACGCACGACUGCAACAGGAACGCCAACUGCAACUACCUGGGCCACUACAGCGACCCCAUGUACCGCUGCGAGUGCCGGCCCGGCUACGCCGGCAACGGCAUCAUCUGCGGAGAGGACACCGACCUGGACGGCUGGCCCAACGAGGACCUGGUAUGCGUGGCCAAUGCCACCUACCACUGCAAAAAGGACAACUGCCCCAACCUUCCCAACUCGGGGCAGGAGGACUACGACAAGGAUGGGAUCGGCGACGCCUGUGACGACGAUGACGACAACGAUAAGAUCCCAGACGACAGGGACAACUGCCCGUUCCAUUACAACCCCGCCCAGUAUGACUACGACAGAGACGACGUGGGGGACCGCUGCGACAACUGCCCCUACAACCACAACCCAGACCAGGCAGACACCGACAGCAACGGGGAGGGGGACGCCUGCGCCGCCGACAUCGACGGGGACGGCAUCCUCAACGAGCGUGACAACUGCCAGUACGUGUACAACGUGGACCAGAGGGACACUGACAUGGACGGGGUGGGAGAUCAGUGUGACAACUGUCCCCUGGAGCACAACCCAGACCAGCUGGACUCUGACUCAGACCGCAUCGGGGACACCUGUGACAACAAUCAGGACAUUGAUGAAGAUGGACACCAGAACAAUCUGGACAACUGCCCCUAUGUGCCCAAUGCCAACCAGGCUGACCAUGACAAGGAUGGCAAGGGGGAUGCCUGCGACCACGAUGAUGACAAUGACGGCAUCCCUGAUGACAGGGACAACUGCAGGCUGGUGCCCAAUCCUGACCAGAAGGACUCUGAUGGUGACGGUCGAGGCGAUGCGUGCAAAGACGACUUUGACCAUGACAAUGUGCCAGACAUCGAUGAUAUCUGUCCUGAGAAUGUUGACAUUAGUGAGACUGAUUUCCGCCGAUUCCAGAUGAUUCCUCUUGAUCCCAAAGGGACAUCCCAAAAUGACCCUAACUGGGUGGUACGCCACCAGGGCAAAGAGCUUGUCCAGACUGUCAACUGUGAUCCUGGCCUUGCUGUAGGUUACGAUGAGUUCAAUGCGGUGGACUUCAGUGGCACCUUCUUCAUCAACACCGAGAGGGACGAUGACUACGCCGGCUUUGUGUUUGGCUACCAGUCCAGCAGCCGCUUCUACGUGGUUAUGUGGAAGCAAGUCACCCAGUCCUACUGGGAUACCAACCCCACCAGGGCUCAGGGAUACUCCGGCCUGUCCGUGAAAGUCGUGAACUCCACCACAGGCCCUGGCGAGCACCUGCGGAAUGCCCUGUGGCACACAGGAAACACCCCUGGCCAGGUGCGCACCCUGUGGCAUGACCCUCGUCACAUAGGCUGGAAAGAUUUCACCGCCUACAGAUGGCGUCUCAGCCACCGGCCCAAGACAGGCUUCAUAAGAGUGGUCAUGUACGAGGGGAAGAAGAUCAUGGCUGACUCUGGCCCCAUCUACGACAAAACCUACGCCGGCGGUAGGCUAGGACUGUUUGUCUUCUCUCAAGAAAUGGUGUUCUUCUCUGACCUGAAAUACGAAUGUAGAGAUUCCUAACUGUCAUAUGCUGAUCAGAGUCCUGAUCAUACCCAAGGCUGGCACUGCACCUUCUGGAAGCCAGGACCUGCGGAAUCCCCCAGGCUCAACGCCUCCUCACCCCCCUUUCUUCUCUGCAGAUUCCAACGCUUGGAGCCUGCCUCAAGCAAACUCAAACACAGACUGAGCCUUCAGCCUCCGGUGAAUAAGAAGGCCUCUUCCAAGAACACAAACAAUUACUUUGGCUUGCUUUUGUGAAAACAAAAGCAUCUCUUCUCUUUCCUUCGGAAAGGUGCCUUCUCCACGCGGCGCAUGUCACCGAGCUGGGUGCUCCCGAGAGGCCAGCUCUGAGCAGUGGACCCACGCAUGUCCCGGCACCUCAGCAGCAAGGCCUUGCCCCUGAUCCUGACAUAUACCCUUAGGAACAGUGGGUGGGGCCCAAGCACUAAGGAAGGAUUGUGGGAAGAAAUCAUGGAGAACCUGUUACUUGUUUAGUACUGAGUCAUUUUGGGGAUACUGAAAGACUGGAUUUUAUGACGCUGACUAGCAUUAGCUGAUUAACCCAUCUGAAGAGGCUUAGACAGAAGGAAGGAAGGGAGGGAAAGACUGGCUUCAGAACUUUCUCCCGAUACCCAUCCUUACCCCUGGUCUAUAGGAGCCACAUAACAUGUUAUUAUCAGAAGUACCAUGCAGUGCUGGGGGCUGUUCAGUGCCUGGCCAUGCUGAAAUGGUUGGUUCUAUUCCAGAUGUACCUUGCAGAUGUAGCAGGAAAGUAGAAAAACCUAUUCCAUCUCAGUGGGCUGCAGCCGCCUCCAAGAGGGGCAGCAUGCUCAUGUUCCUAUGGUUAGAAAGGCACAAAGUUACCGUCAACCUGACUAAAACAUUCCUUUUCUUUUUUUCUUCUAUUAUUAGAGUUCCUGAUUCUCUUCUGGACUAUAGUGUGAUUUUUUUUAUGGUUUUUUUUUUUUUUGCGGGCGGGGGGGUGUAUUUCUUUUUUCUUUCUUGUUUUUUAACAAAUGCUUUAACAGUAUAAAAUAUUUAUUUUUUUUCCCUAUUCUGGAGAAUCUGUCUGAAGGAUAUCCAUGGAACAGGAAGUGUAAGGACUGUCCACAUUGCCUUGGUUAUGAGUCUUCGUGACUGUAAGAUUGUAAAUACAGAUUAUUUAUUAACUCUGUUCUACCUGGAAUUAAAUUUCAUAUGGGAAAUAUGUGUGAGCAGAUACCUGGGUGGGAUCAGCGAAUCUCUUCAAUGCCACCACCUGGAAAACCAGCCUCACCUUGGGCUGAGAGCGAACCAGUUCUGUCCCUUUGUUUUAUCUUUUCCGGUGGAAUUCAUUGGUUGUCUGCAAGACCUUCGGAUUGCUAAGAAAGCCAUGACAUCUUUAGAAAUAUUUUGCCACGUCCCUCACUCAUAGUUCCAGGAAGAAGAAAUGCAUGUACACCUGUUUGUUGUUUUUGUUGUUGUUGUUUUGUUUUACUUCAUUUUUCCAAAAGAGAAAAGAUGACAAAGGUGAAACUUAUAUACAAAUAUUACCUCAUUUGUUGUGUGACUGAGUAAAGACUUUCUGGAUCAAGUAGAAAGAGUUUAAGUGUCUUAAAUAGACUGAAAGCUACUGUAGUAACUCAAAAGGCAAUGUUGUACAUAGUAUGAAAAUUUCUCUGCAGAAGAAUAUUCCCAGGAAAAAGCAUUGAAAUGUUAAAUACCAUUUCUGAAAGGUUUCUUUCUCUUUCUAUCAUCUUGUACCCAUAGCUUGACUUUCAUAAGUUAUUUUCUCAUUGCUAUUGGAAUAGAUCUCGGAUUGUGUAGAUAUGCUAUUUAAAUAAUUUAUCGGGAAAUACUGCCUGUACAGUUAGUAUUUCUAUUUUUAUAUGUUUGCACACUGAAUUGAAGAAUCGUUGAGUUUUCUCCUUUUUUGUGUGUUUUGUUAUAAUUUUUUUUUGCUUUUUACUCCCUGGUUUUUACUAUUUGUUGAUACCUUUUUCUAGGAAUGUGCUUUUUUGUACACAUUUUUAUCCAUUUUGCAUUCUAAAGCAGUGUAACUUGUAUAUUACUGUUUCUGAUGUACAAGGAACAACAAUAAAUCAUAUGGGAAUUUAUAUUUAUA